Tarenaya hassleriana is the source of this 1536-nucleotide messenger RNA. Its product is annotated as nudix hydrolase 7-like. NCBI's taxonomy places the organism in Eukaryota, Viridiplantae, Streptophyta, Magnoliopsida, Brassicales, Cleomaceae. The record is from RefSeq and is a predicted model, not a curated record. Bases 288 to 1265 code for a protein of 325 amino acids. The transcript is spliced from 9 exons. Gene Ontology annotation, molecular function: NADH pyrophosphatase activity; NAD binding; ADP-ribose diphosphatase activity.
ACGAUCUUGGCAACGGAGCUUCCAAGCUAAGGCAAGAAACAGCAUGUAGCAGAACUUCCCAUCAAUUUCCCUCUUCAUUUAAUAAUCAAAGACCGAAACUUUCCGGGAAAUUUUUAUAAUACAAAAAAACGCAUCAAUCAUGGAGAAUUUUCCGUGAAAGUUUGAAGCCGUGAAAAUUCUGCUCGUUAUAUACGCCACGCCUCCAAUCAGAAGUCUCUCACCGUUUUCGAGCACAGUUUCUUCUUCCAUUGCCCCAUGCCAUAGACAGGGGUCGAAAAUUCUUUGACAUGGGUGUUGAGAAAACCGUGUUUCUUCUUGUCCUGAUCUAUGUAGUUGUCACAGACAGAUCUCCAUCGUUGAUCAAAAGAAUGUCGGAUCCAACAUCGUCAACAAGCCCUGUGUCAGAGGAGAGGGAGCUGCUUUCCAAUGAAGGUGGAGGACCUCAACAUGUCCAGUUUCUUACAGGUGUAAAUGACAAUUAUGACGGUGUCACUGUACAUUUGGAAGAUCCCAUGGAUGCAGAGGAUUUUGCCCUAAAGCUUCAGGCUUCAAUUCAAAGAUGGAGACAAGAGGGAAAGAAGGGGAUUUGGAUAAAGAUGCCCAUUGGUCUUGCCAAUCUUGUCGAGACUGCAGUUCAGGAAGGGUUUAGAUACCACCAUGCCGAGCCUGAUUACUUGAUGCUUGUAGCUUGGAUCUCUGACCUACCCGAUACCAUUCCUUCCAAUGCUUCUCAUCGUGUGGGCAUCGGUGCUUUUGUCCUCAACCCCGACGGAAAGGUGCUCGUGGUUCAGGAGACUGGUGGCCCUUUCAGAGGGACGAAUGUGUGGAAGUUACCUACCGGCGUUGUUAACCAGGGUGAGCAUAUUAUCGAUGCAGCGGUAAGGGAAGUCAGAGAAGAAACUGGUAUUGACACAGAUUUUGUGGAAAUCUUAGCAUUCAGGCAGAGCCACGGAUCGUUCCACGGGAAAUCAGAUCUGUUCUUCCUAUGCGUCUUGAAAGCCCACUCCUACGAAAUCAAGAAACAAGAAUCGGAGAUAUUGGCCGCAAAGUGGAUGCCGGUCGAGGAAUACGUGAACCAGCCCUUUGUCCAGAGGCACGAGAUGUUCAGGUACAUGGCUAACAUCUGCGUGAAGAAGAUGGAGAACGACUACACUGGUUUUUCCCCGGUUCCUACCACGACCUCGUCCGGACGCAGAAUCUACAUGUACUGCAACAGCAGUCACGCGGAUGAACUGGUGUCCCGACAAGGUGGGAGUUCUCUGUAACCAACUCUCGUAUCUUGUCAGCAAAUUACAUCAACAACAAAAAAAAAAACUCUCGUGUCUUGUUUCUCCGUAUUGUACUGUUUUAAUCCCCUUUUUUUCUUUUUGUUUGCCACGUUUGUGUAAUAUUCUGUCAUUUUCUUUUUUGUAUUUUUUUUCCCGAAUAAACGACCGUCUCAAAACGGGCAAAAUCAAAUGUUGUAAUAACUCCGGAGCCAUUGCAUGUCUGUUUGCGUGGCCAUGCAUGCAUAGGGCUUACUAUUUUUUAUAUUUC